AUGGCUAGCAUUCUGGAUCCUACCAUUUUGGCUUCCACGCCUAGAGGUUUAGAGAAAUUUGUAGAUCUGGCUAUGAGUUGCCUUAGAGAAACUAGAUUUGCGAGACCUGCAAUGGGUGAGGUUGUAAAAGAGAUAGAGAACAUCAUGCUCAUAGCUGGGCUGUGCCCAAUGCCGAAUCUGCAUCACUUUGGACAAGUGAAGAAGGAUCUAGUAAAUGGUUGGACCAUCCUUUAA
Molecule: messenger RNA, 234 nt
Organism: Thlaspi arvense
Lineage: Eukaryota; Viridiplantae; Streptophyta; Magnoliopsida; Brassicales; Brassicaceae
Source: the annotation of a GenBank genome assembly